Chlorocebus sabaeus (green monkey) is the source of this 2086-nucleotide messenger RNA. RefSeq names its product neuropeptide Y receptor Y5 (gene NPY5R). Gene Ontology annotation, cellular component: plasma membrane; neuron projection. Gene Ontology annotation, molecular function: pancreatic polypeptide receptor activity; neuropeptide binding; peptide YY receptor activity. Gene Ontology annotation, biological process: chemical synaptic transmission; G protein-coupled receptor signaling pathway. The record is from RefSeq and is a predicted model, not a curated record. Lineage: Eukaryota; Metazoa; Chordata; Mammalia; Primates; Cercopithecidae.
CCAGGUCCUGCUCCUGCUGUUGCCGCCGCCGCUGGGGUACAGGAGCGAUCGCGCUGGGCCGCGCUCCCGGGAGCCCAGGGCCUGCAGCGGCCGGGGCGCCCCGAGGUCUGCUCACUGUGUUUUUCAGGAAAAAGGAAGGGAAAAGAGAGAUCUAACCACAUGGAUUGGAGAAAAAUCUGAAUUUUAGACUCAAAACUAUGUUGUUUCUAUUACCACAAAUUGUGCUGCAUCUUCUCUUUCUUCAGAAAAUUUUGGACAGCAAUUUUACACUAAGUAAGAAGUACAAGGAAAAGCUAUCAGUAACAACUGACCUACCACAAAGUUAGAAGAAAACGAUUGAUUCAAGAAAGCAGGACUAUAAUAUGGAUUUAGAGCUUGAUGAAUAUUAUAACAAGACACUUGCCACAGAGAAUAAUACUGCUGCCACUCGGAAUUCUGAUUUCCCAGUCUGGGAUGACUAUAAAAGCAGUGUAGAUGACUUACAGUAUUUUCUGAUUGGGCUCUAUACAUUUGUAAGUCUUCUUGGCUUUAUGGGGAAUUUACUUAUUUUAAUGGCUCUCAUGAAAAAGCGUAAUCAGAAGACUACGGUAAACUUCCUUAUAGGAAAUCUGGCCUUUUCUGACAUCUUGGUUGUGCUGUUUUGCUCACCUUUCACACUGACGUCUGUCUUGCUGGAUCAGUGGAUGUUUGGCAAAGUCAUGUGCCAUAUUAUGCCUUUUCUGCAAUGUGUGUCAGUUUUGGUUUCAACUUUAAUUUUAAUAUCAAUUGCCAUUGUCAGGUAUCAUAUGAUAAAACAUCCCAUCUCUAAUAAUUUAACAGCAAACCAUGGCUACUUUCUGAUAGCUACUGUCUGGACACUAGGUUUUGCCAUCUGUUCUCCCCUUCCAGUGUUUCACAGUCUUGUGGAACUUCAAGAAACAUUUGGUUCAGCGUUGCUGAGCAGCAGGUAUUUAUGUGUUGAGUCAUGGCCAUCUGAUUCAUACAGAAUUGCCUUUACUAUCUCUUUAUUGCUAGUUCAGUAUAUUCUGCCCUUAGUUUGUCUUACUGUAAGUCAUACAAGUGUCUGCAGAAGCAUAAGCUGUGGAUUGUCCAACAAAGAAAACAGACUUGAAGAAAACGAGAUGAUCAACUUAACUCUUCAUCCAUCCAGAAAGAUUGGGCCUCAGGUGAAACUCUCUGGCAGCCAUAAAUGGAGUUAUUCAUUCAUCAAAAAACACAGAAGGAGAUAUAGCAAGAAGACAGCAUGUGUGUUACCUGCUCCAGAAAGACCUUCUCAAGAGAACCACUCCAGAAUACUUCCAGAAAACUUUGGCUCUGUAAGAAGUCAGCUCUCUUCAUCCAGUAAGUUCAUACCAGGGGUCCCCACUUGCUUUGAAAUAAAACCUGAAGAAAAUUCAGAUGUUCAUGAAUUGAGAGUAAAACGUUCUGUUACAAGAAUAAAAAAGAGAUCUCGAAGUGUUUUCUACAGGCUGACCAUACUGAUACUAGUAUUUGCUGUUAGUUGGAUGCCACUACACCUUUUCCAUGUGGUAACUGAUUUUAAUGACAAUCUUAUUUCAAAUAGGCAUUUCAAGUUGGUGUAUUGCAUUUGUCAUUUGUUGGGCAUGAUGUCCUGUUGUCUUAAUCCAAUUCUGUAUGGAUUUCUUAAUAAUGGGAUUAAAGCUGAUUUAAUGUCCCUUAUACACUGUCUUCAUAUGUAAUAAUUCUCACUGUUUACCAAGGAAAGAUCAAAUGUAGGGUCAUGUAAAAUAUAUUUAUGAUAUCUAUUUAUGUAUAAUAAAUAGAAAUUUUGUUAACAUGAAAUUUAAUUUAUGUGAAAGAUUUCUGGAUUUGAAUGUCAGUUCAUAAUAUAUGGAAGAUAAUUUUAUGUGUUAUAGUGGGAUUAAUUUAUUUAGUUGUGUAGUCAGUGUCAAUCCAAUCUGUAAUUUCAUUUUAGAAAGUUGUAUUACCUUCCACUUCCAUGUUGUCUUUUAAACAAAUGAAUUGUAUUUUUUGUUGAAACUAAAAGUUAUGUGUAACCAACUCAGUACUUUUGUCCAAAAAUAUAAUAAGAAAAAAUUUUUCUUGAGGAACUUUUAAUUUCAAA